CCGAUGGUAUUUAAAAAAAACGAUAUCGUCUAGAACGGUGUUUCCCGAAAGCGCCAACUGUUUCCCGCGAGCGAUUACGCAAACCCUAGUUUUCGCUCGCGCACCCGGUUCCCCAGAUCUCGAGUUUGCCCGGCGAUCCGGCGCGCGCAUAUUGACGAAGAUGUCACCGAUCAUGGCGGCGCGCGGGCAGGGGCUGGGCCAGGGCCAGGGCCAUCAGGUGCAGCAAGAUUUCGACUUCUUCUUGGUGGUGGACUUCGAGGCGACAUGCGAGAAGGACGCGCGGAUCUACCCGCAAGAGAUCAUCGAGUUCCCGGCCGUGCUCGUCGACGGCGCCACCGGCCUCAUCGCAUCCGCGUUCCGCAGGUACGUUCGCCCCAGACACCGGCCUGUGCUGACCCAGUUUUGCAGGGACCUCACCGGCAUCCGGCAGGAGGACGUAGACGGCGGCGUGGAUCUCGGCGAGGCGCUCUGGCUACACGACGCUUGGCUGAAGGCGGCGACGGCGGGGGCGGGGAACAAGGGACGCGUCCGCUUGGCCGUCGUGACCUGGGGGGACUGGGAUUGCCGCACCAUGCUCGAAUUCGAGUGUCGAUUCAAGGGGAUCGAGAAGCCCUCCUACUUUGAUCGCUGGGUCAACCUGAGGGUCCCCUUCCAGGCGGCGCUCGGCGGCGGAGCGCGGGUCAACCUGCAGGAGGCGGUGCGGGCGGCGGGACUGGACUGGGAGGGCCGCUUGCACUGCGGACUCGACGACGCGCACAACACGGCGCGGCUGCUUGCUGAGAUCAUGCGGCGCGGGGUCAAGAUCACCAUCACCGGCUCGCUGGCGCCGCCGCCGCCGCUGCCGAUCCAGAAGCAGCCGCCUCGCUCAAGCCCUUGCGGUGGCUCAUCGGCGCCGGCGCCUCCGCUGAUCCAGCAGCAGCCGCCUCACACAUGGCCUUGCGGUGGCUCAUCGGCGCCACCGCUUUUGCCGGCGAUUCAGCAGCAGCAGCUGCCGCAGCGUCACAUAAGCCCCUGCGGUGGCUCCUCCGUGACGUGCUUGUGCUACUGCGGGGUGGCGACCAGAGGUGGCGUGGUGCCGGUGCAAGCCAACCGCUUCUUUGGGGGCGGCAACUGGACGCCGGCCAUGGUAUAGCUUCGUGUGGACCAGGACCAAAUGAGCGAACGAGCCAUGGCAUGAGACUGAGAUUCAGAAUCCAGUGUAGCUCAGCUGUUGGUGUUGCUCGUGCUAGCCAUCAGUAUCAGAGUCUGAGAUGAUUCUAGAGAUCUCCUGAUUCUACUUUAGUCCUAGUCUGGUGGUCUCACCUCAGCAAUUGAUGUAAUUGGUUUGGAUUAUUAUCAUUAAUACUAGAUUUGUUUUAGUUAA
Molecule: messenger RNA, 1363 nt
Organism: Triticum aestivum (bread wheat)
Lineage: Eukaryota; Viridiplantae; Streptophyta; Magnoliopsida; Poales; Poaceae
Product: ERI1 exoribonuclease 2
Exons: 1
Coding region: 161-1132 (323 amino acids)
Molecular function (GO): 3'-5'-RNA exonuclease activity; nucleic acid binding
Source: RefSeq, a predicted model, not a curated record